AUGAGUGGGGUACUGCAUGUGGUGGAAGAAAUACCUGAAGAUAACGAAAUGCCUCUUAAUUCAAAAUCUUCACAGACCGAAAAGUGUUUAACCAGGAACAGAAAGGUUCAAGUUUCCGUCGGCGUAGAAACAAAAUCCGUCAAAACCCAAACAUACUUGGAUACAAAUAGUGAAUUAUGGUCAAAAGUAGCGUUUAUCCAACAUGUGGAUGAAACUUCCAACAACGAGACAAAAGAACCCAUGUAUAAAACUCCCCCUGAACCCGAGAUAGCUGACAAUAUUACUGAAGCUGAUAUCAAGACCUAUGUAAUGGAGAAGCAUACACCUGUAAUCUCAGAUUGCCCGCGUAAAGAUUCAAACAAGUGUGAUAAAUUGAACAUUUACAAUGACGUCCGUCGAUAUAACAGCGCUGUUAACACAGAAGAUGAAAAUUCGGAAGACGAUUACAAACCAUGUGAUGAUGAAGAUGUAGAAAAUAAUGCGCUAAAGGGAGUAAAGGCUGCAAGAAUUUUAUCAAAAACAAAGAGUCCCGAAAAACAAUUGAAAUUUAUCGUGUUCAAAGAAGCACUGGUGGAAGCGUUUCAAUCUUGUGCUAUUUGUGGUGCAAAUUGUGUCGUUACGACAAACGGAAUAUAUGAUGGGACGUAUUGCAAAUUUGACAUUUUAUGCGCAAAUUACGCUAAUCAUAGAUUCUCAUGGUCGACUGGACCUCUACAUUAUCAUAUGCCGAUUCUAAAUUUACUGAUGUCUUCUGCCACUAUGUGUGGAGGCAUGCACCCAAAUAAGGUCAUUUGAUUUUUCCAAUCACUCAACAUUCCUUUCAUGAAACAGCGAGAAUAUUCAAAUUUGCUGGGUGCUUAUGUCAUCCCCGCAGUAUACAAUGUUUGGGAAGCGCAUCAAAAGGAAAUAGUUGGGAAGCUUUCUGGUAAGACAGCCACUAUAGCUUCAGAUAUGUGCGUUGACAGCCCAUGCCACUAUGGGCUGUUAGGAGCUGGAAGUUCCCUAGAUGUUGAAAGAAACCUGGUCCUCGACACACAAAUAAUUCAGGUAAAAUUAUUUUGUUCUCUCUAAUGCAGCAGCAUCUCAACACCUAUGCAAAUUGCGUAAUUUUAAAUAAUAUUUUUAAUUGUUUUAAAAUAGAGCACCGAAGUUGAUAACUCAAACACGAUGGCGCUGGAAGCACUAAGACGGCAGAUUGCUUUCCUUGAAAAGAAAGAUGUCAAAAUUGGUAAAUUAGUGACAGAUCGACAUAAUCAAGUUACUUCUUAUUUACAGUCGGAAAAGCCUGGAAUCACGCAUUGUUACGACGUUUGGCACAUUGCUAAAGGUGAACUCCCUAUCACUGUCAUGACUACAAAUAUUUGUAAAUGACCCUAUAUUACUGCAAAAAAUUACAACUAUUAAGUAAAUUUUAAACAGGAGAAAAAAAGAAGCUACUGAAAAUUUGUAAGACCAAAAAGUAUAAGUCAAUCAAGGAAUGGAUUGGGGUAUGUACAUUUAUGAAAAAUUAAAUGAAUAACAGUGAACCAGGGUGUGCUAUAUUAUAUAAAAUACUAAUCUGUUUUCAUUAAAAUAUAGUUUCUAUUGAUUUAUAGUCAAUUAUAAACCACUUGUAUUGGGUGGCAAAUUCAAGUGCAUCUCCCUUGGAAAGAGAGGAAAAAUGGGUUAGCAUCACCAACCAUAUUGCUGAUGUCCACGUACAUCAAGGAUAUAAAGUUUUUUUGAAAUGCUGUCAUGAAGGCAUUGAAAGAAGAUGGUUGGAAAAGGGUAAUAAGUAA
Paramuricea clavata is the source of this 1778-nucleotide messenger RNA. NCBI's taxonomy places the organism in Eukaryota, Metazoa, Cnidaria, Anthozoa, Malacalcyonacea, Plexauridae. The record is from the annotation of a GenBank genome assembly.